AUGGUAUCAGAUGUUAUUGGAAUAAGAUUCUGGUAUGAACCUGAUUGUAGAAGAAAGGGUUAUGAUCAUUCAGGACAAAUUCAACAUGAAAUAUUACAUACCAUAGGUUUUUAUCAUGAACAUAGUAGAAUAAAUAGAGAUAAAAAUCUUAAAAUUUAUUAUCAAAAUAUUAUUUCUUCUCGAAAACAAAGUUUUGAUAUUGUAUCAAAAAAAGAUUCAAAUACAUUUGGUGUUCCUUAUGAUUAUGGAUCUGUAAUGCAUUUUGAAUUAUAUUAUUUUACAAAUAAUAGAGAAAAACCUAUGAAAGCAUUUGACACAUUAUAUGAUAUGACACCAGGACCAAAAUCAUAA
Strongyloides ratti is the source of this 351-nucleotide messenger RNA. RefSeq names its product Astacin-like metalloendopeptidase. The coding region runs from base 1 to 351 and encodes 116 amino acids. Gene Ontology annotation, molecular function: metalloendopeptidase activity. NCBI's taxonomy places the organism in Eukaryota, Metazoa, Nematoda, Chromadorea, Rhabditida, Strongyloididae. The transcript has 2 exons. The record is from RefSeq and is a predicted model, not a curated record. Gene Ontology annotation, biological process: proteolysis.